This is a messenger RNA of Zophobas morio, 3188 nucleotides long. Its product is annotated as WD repeat, SAM and U-box domain-containing protein 1-like. The transcript is spliced from 13 exons. The coding region runs from base 154 to 2790 and encodes 878 amino acids. The record is from RefSeq and is a predicted model, not a curated record. Gene Ontology annotation, biological process: protein ubiquitination. Gene Ontology annotation, molecular function: protein binding; ubiquitin-protein transferase activity. NCBI's taxonomy places the organism in Eukaryota, Metazoa, Arthropoda, Insecta, Coleoptera, Tenebrionidae.
CCCGUGCAGUUACAUCGCGGCCGGAUGCACACUGGAAAAAUUACGCCGCUGAUUACUCAUUUCGACGGGUUUUAGACGCGGCCCGCGCCACAGUGGAGACAAAGGCGACGGAGGCGUCCCGGCGCCCUGCCCCCGACACUGCCCCCGUAAAAAAUGUCAAUUACUGGAAAUGAUAUAAAGAUCCUACAAAGCAUCGCAGGUCAUCGAAGCGACGUAACAACAUGUGAUUUUACUUCUGAUUAUACCCUAGUCACUGGAUCCAGCGACAAAACUAUCCGAAUAUGGGAUUGGGUGCCAGGAUCGGGGUACGUACAAAGGUCGGAUUCCCCUCUCAAAGCUCACAAGUACCAAGUGACCUGUGUGAGGAUAUCUCCGCAAGGUGCUAUGUUUGCAAGCGCAUCAGUGGACGGUACGGCAAUACUGUGGAAUCUCCAUUCGGCUGUAAGACUUUAUACUAUGGUACAGGUUAACGGAGACGCCAUCAGAGUCUGCAGAUUUGCACCUGACAGCUCCAUUUUGGUCACAGCGGGAGAUAAUGGAGCCGUGUGCAUCUGGGAUUUGGUUCACAGAAGCUUGAUAAGGACAAUCUUCGAGCACGAGGGCACCACCACGUCCCUUGCUUUCACCUCAGAUUCUCAAUACCUCAUAAGCGCCUGUUCCUUGGAGGUCCUAAGAGUUUGGUACGUUCAAGAUCUCGUCGACACGACCGCAGACGCCGCUUGCAACCCUGUUGCUAAAUGCGAAAAUGCUCACGACUUAGGCAUAUCAUGCGUCGACGUCAACAAAACAAUCUCAGUAGAUGAAAGCGACCCUCUGAUCAAAUAUUAUACCAUGGCCACUAGCGGCAACAGCAACGAAAUCAAAAUUUGGACAAUAACUUCGAAAUCGACCCCGAAACAUAAAAGCGGCGUCAAUGAGGUGUCGGUGGAUUACUGUGAUACGUACGACGGUCAUAACUCUUCGGUUACCUGCAUUCGGUACAACACCAGCGGAACGUUUCUAGUGUCUUGUAGUUUAGACAAGUUGGUCAAAAUUUGGGAUAGGGAAGGUAACUGUUUAGCUUCGCUCGAAGGACACUCAAGGUACGUCAACUGCGUGGCGAUCUCCAAAGACUCCCUGUUGGCAGCUUCAGGUUCCACAGGUUCAAACGAUAAACUUAUUCUGGUGUGGGAUUUAAGCGGAAAUUUGACCACAGACUCGGAAUUGGUCAAACCGCUGCAUCUAUCACAGAACUAUAUUGGAGGUAUUCCGGAGUUGCAGUUGAUGACUAAUGCGGAAAGUAAUGAUAAUGAAGUCAAGUUGUUGGAAAAAAUUGACGAUAUUUCUGACGGGGCUAUUAAUUGUUGUUCGUUUAAUAAUAAUGGAGUGCUUGCAACGGCGUCGGGAGAUAAAUUGGUAAGACUAUUUAAGGUAGUGGAAGAAAAUAACAAUGUAGAGGAAGUUUGUUGGUCGCCUUUAGAAGGGCACACUUAUCCUGUGAAUUAUGUAGAGUUUUCUAGAGAUGGUACGAAGUUGGCGUCGUGUUCUUUGGAUGGGUGCACCAAUAUAUGGAACGCUGAGAAUGGCGAAAAACUCGUGACUUUGCCCGAAAACAGCUUAGGCAUCAAAGUAUGUCGUUUUUCUCCGAACGGCGAACUUUUGAUUACUGCGGGCGACGACGAGAAGGCUACAAUUUGGCACUCGAGCAACUUCGAGGAGAUUACGACUCUGGAGGGCCACCUAGACGCUGUCACCUCGACCAGCUUCACUCCGGACGGUCAAAUAAUCGCCACGACGUCAAUGAAUGCAGAUUUCCGUCUAUGGAAAGCGGAUACAUAUGAAACCAUCAGCGUCAAAGAAGACGCUCACGAUUACGGCAUCCAAAGCUGCGACUUUUCGCAGAAUUUAGAUCCCGUCCCUAAUAACAUCAUCGACGUGCAGUCGUAUCUCCUCGGAACUUGCGGAAACGACGGUUUCGUCAAAUUGUGGAGCAUAUCGGUGCCGAAAAAAAAGAACGACGAAUUGGAUUUUGACGACGUGGAAGUCAAGGUCUGGCGCUCCUUGCAAGGCCAUGGGGGAAACGUCAUUUGUGUGAGAUUUUCUCCAAAUGUAAGCGAAAUUAUAUGUUCGACUGCUACCGAUCGGCAAGCAAGGAUUUGGUCGGUUUAUAGUGCUGAAUGUCUUUAUGUGCUCGAUCACGAUUCGAUCGUCACAGCUUGCGCCUUCAGCUCCGACUGUUCUUUAUUAGCUACGGGGUGCAUUGAUAAAACUUUAUGGUUAUGGAAGUUGCCGCAGCAAUUGGUGUUCAGGACUAUCGUGGCCAAUAAAAUUAAAUGUCGGACCAAGGCGCUCAUCGAUUGGACUACGACCGAUGUGGUUAAGUGGCUGAAAAAUAUGGGGCUUGAGGAUGUUAUUGUGAAUGUUCAAAACGCAUCGCUGGAUGGGCAGAAGUUGUUGACUUUGAGCGAGGAGCAAAUUUGUUGUGGGCUAGAUUUGAGUGAUGACCAAUCGGAGCGCCUUAGCAAGGAAAUACGAUGGCUGAAGCAGGACGAGCUGCAGAUCCAUCGAACCGGAAGCUCUGAAAUUCCUCAUGAAUUUCUAUGUCCUAUUACACACGAAAUCAUGAGGGAGCCUGUAACCUGCAGUGAUGGUUUCACUUAUGAAAAGAACGCAAUCUGCGAAUGGUUCAUGUCAGGAAAAUACACCAGUCCUUUGACUAAUGAAAUAUUGGUGAACACCGGAUACACUUACAAUCAAGAGUUAAGAAAUGCUAUACAUUCCUUCUUAGAUAAUGAGGAUCAAACACCAUAAUUUUGACAUAUCACCAACAGUUGUUAAAAUUUAAUUAUUAUUGUUGUAGUGCCUUAGGGAGAUUUCUAUUGUCUACAGUGCCAUACUCAUUUCUCUUCAGGUUCAGGUUACGAAGCAUGAAAAUCCAGAUCAUACUGUUUUCAUGAAGACUGGUUUUUAAAUGUAGUUAGUGCCUUUUUGGACUUUUCUCACUUUAUUACAAAAUUACAGAACUCAUGAAAGGCAACACUGUGAUAUAUUGUCAAAGAAAUAAUGUUAUAAGGCGAUAGCACUAUAACAGAUUUUCAUGUGGCACCAAUUUUAAAACUUAAGUGUUCAUUCUUAGCACUUCAUGUUAUUCUCUUUGAUAAGUCAUUAUAUUGUGUGUACAAAAUAAAUUAUGAAUUUACGUUGUAUAA